Messenger RNA from Chelmon rostratus (copperband butterflyfish), 578 nucleotides. RefSeq names its product cytochrome b-c1 complex subunit 10 (gene uqcr11). Gene Ontology annotation, biological process: mitochondrial electron transport, ubiquinol to cytochrome c. Lineage: Eukaryota; Metazoa; Chordata; Actinopteri; Chaetodontiformes; Chaetodontidae. The coding region runs from base 7 to 177 and encodes 56 amino acids. Gene Ontology annotation, cellular component: mitochondrial inner membrane. The record is from RefSeq and is a predicted model, not a curated record. The transcript is spliced from 3 exons.
GCCACAAUGAUCAGUAAAAUAAUCGGUCAGAAGUAUGUGGCCAUUGCCAAAUCAUGGGUCCCAACUCUGGCUGUAUGGGGCACAGCUGGAGGCGUCGCUCUGGUCCACUUCACAGACUGGCGAUUGUUUUUAGAUUAUGUUCCCUACAUCAGCGGCAAAUUCAAGAGGGACGAGUAGUGGCACUCAGGUCAGUGCCGUUUUUUACACAAAGACUUAAGCAUUGAACAAGAACUGCUGCAGCUGGUCAGCAGGUCCAUGCCGGGCCACUGGAAGCUGUCAUCUUCAUCCUGCAGGUCAAGUCCGCAUUGAACUAUUCACCAUCAGCAUCCUCUUUAAAUGCACUGGAGUUUGACAUUUCAACUUUCCUCAACCCGUGACGGCAUGAAUGGAAGGAAUAUGAAAACAGAUGAUAGAUGGACUUUUGUUUUCUCGUCCUUCUUAGUCUGGGGUCAGGUAUUUAUUGUGCUCAUCGGUCCUCUGUGUGCUGUUAAUCAAACCUGAUUGACAAAUGGAAAAAUCUGUAUUUCAUGUCAUGCUGUAAUUGUCUGGAAGAGAAGAAGUAAAGUAUGUAAAAUUUA